GAAAAAAUAUGUAAAAAUGGCUUCCACUCCUACCUCUGCACAGCCGCCCAGCUGUGCAUUGCAGCGGACUCUGAGAAAAUUAAGCUCCACAUGUUUAGGCACAGGACAAAACAGGACGUGUCAAGAACCUCUGUAUGUCCUCUCGUUAGACCGUUACAUGAGGGACCCAAAUUUUGCGGUAUUUUUCCAGGGAAGUAUUCACGCCUCAGACAGCCUGUAUGAUACCACUUUGACUGACGGAGACUGUAAGAUUCGCGUCUCUAUUGAACCAAGAUUAAAUCAUCUUAUUGUGAAAAACCAACUUCGUUGUGGUAGUACCCUAACAAAUGUGGAAUUCUUCGUGGAAGAAAACCUUGAAGAGGGUAGAACGGAUGUUCUCGUAACAAACCUGGAAUUGGACCAGCGGUCUGACCAAGAUGCUGGUCUGCGCGCGCUGUUUGGAGUUAGUGUUAAAUCUCUUCCUUGGUGGACCGGGGUAGAACCCAGUCCUCUCCCACUACGAGCACGAAGAGCUACAUAUCUACCACUCUGGAAUGACCACGACUUUUCUGGAGAAGUGUGGCGAGACCGGCCACCGGACGACACGAAUGAACGCACAACAUCUCGUGCUCCAGUUUCACUCAGCGACGUGCGCCAGCGCUUUCUGAGUGAUGGGUCACGAAUCCGUGGUGAUAUUCGUGUCAGAAUCCUGCAGAAGUCUCGACUGAUGCAUUAUGGCAAAGCAGAGCAGAACUGUUUAUGCCCAUACAAGGCUGAGAUGCAGGUGGCGGAUGCGUCGGCUAGCGUGUGUGUGGUGCUCUGGAACUCUCUGUGUGUGGAGUGGUACCGGCGUCUGCAUCCAGGCAUGGUGCUGCGUCUGAGCCGCUUCAGAGUGCGGGAGAGUUUCGGCCACCGCACUGGCCAGAACACAGAGCCUGACAUUGAGAUCAGUUUAAACUCCUCCCACCCAAGUGCCAUCAUUUCCAUAGUGUCACCGGUGUCUCCAGAGUGGCGUUUGCCAGAUGUACCACAUGACUUUUGUAAGGGGACCGAUCUCCAGAGUAGUCCCCAUGGUAACAUCUGUGAUGUGGUUGGCCUGGUCAUCUUCGUUGGCAGGCCAGAGUGCAUCCUGAAGAAGGAAGGAAAGAUGGACAAUUUCCGCUGGAUCCAAUUGGAGGAUGGGACCUCUGAACAACCAAUCAUGGUUAAGUUGUACUCCACAUCUCAGCCUGAUGUUCAUAGUACGAUCCAACCCAUGGCGGUGUUUGUCUGCACCAGGCUCCAGUUGGUGAAAGGAUCAUCGCAGUUCUACUACCUCACCAACACACAGUACACACAGGUGUACUGCACAGGCACUGGCUGCCCUCUUGCAAUGCCAUAUAAAGGUAUUCGCCCAUUCAGGCAGUUCCUCCAAUGGCUUGAUCAGACAGAUGAAAGUCAUGUAAUGAACCGGUCUGUGGUUGGAGGAUACUUCAUCUAUCCACCCCCUCCGGCCUCACUCCGAAUCUUCAUGGAGGAACGGAAAGCACAUCCCGGGCUGGUCAGUGGACAGGAGCUGAAAGUUCUGUGUGGGAAGCUUCAGUACAGGGAGUCUCAGCGUUUCUGUGUCCAGUGCACCAUCUGUGCCGUAGAGUACCAUCAUCAGGAGGAUGGACACAUGAGUUUCCUCUCCUCUCCUUCCGCUGCUCCUACAAGCCCAGGCUUUCCAGCAGAGCCUCAGCAAAGAAUACGGUCACCAAGAGUGCAGAAAAGGCCAAACCCCAUUACAGCUGGAACUCCCAGGAAGAGACUGUUUUUACCUUCAUCUGACCCAGAGGAGAUUUCUGACAGUGAGUUAUCUCUCUUUGAUAGUGCGCUGGAGUUUCUCAUAGGAGACGAGAAAGAUUUGGAUAAUCCUGGUAAUGACGAAGAUAGUGACGGUGACAGUUACAUCACUGCGCAUACCAGCCCUACCUGCUCCUUCGGCCUCUCCCAAGCCUCUACGGAAACCAUUCCACGGAGCUUCUGUUUCCAGCGACGACAUGUUCAGGCCAGUGCCACAGGCCUUCAGCCCAGCACCUUCCAUAAGCUCCUCCCUUCUGAGGAGCUGGAGUCAUUCAGCCCUGCUGACUUCUACAAAGGCCAUUACACACUGCAGCUACGAGCUCUCUCUGAUGGAGUGGUAGUGAACGCCCUGUUCCUUCCUGCUUCCCUGGAAACCACCCACUGGAGGCCACUCCCCUACCCACACACCAACACCUGGGAGAACAUCCUAUCACAUGGUGGCUUCUCCCCACACGCCCCGCCCCCCAGCCCAGCGGACCUGAUGGCCACUAAAGCCCAGCUGCUGAAUCAGAAGUUUGUGUGUGUGCUGGAGGCUUGUCCGCUGGGCAGAAACAGGCUGGAGCUGGUCCUAAGUCGUGCCUUUCCCUUGCAGAGCUAAGCCAUAAGGAUGUGAAAUACAAACACAAAAACUCACCCAUUUUAAAUGUGAUGGUGAGAAGCACUUUAUUUGACCUGUUCUGUGUAAAUGUUAAGUAACUUAACUAUUUAAGUAAAUGUAAACACCAUUUUUGGUUCACAUUUUACACGUUGUAUUUAUAAACCUAUACUGCUACAUGCUGUGUUGUACGGGGCUAUAUUUUGUAAAGUAAUGUUAGUAUUAAAGUUAUACCAUGUGAUGUAUUUUUGUGCUUGUGGAAUAAUAAGACUGACCAUUGCCAAGAAAAUUGGUAAUUCUAUUCAGUUCUUGUGGAUCAACGGAGGUAACUGUCAUUUCAUAUACAGUGCAUUCAGAACAUAUCGAGACCCCUUCACCUUUUUCACAUUUAUGUUGCAGCCUUAUGCUAAUACUGCUCAAACAAGUGGUAUGUAUCUCUGUCAAUUCAUGACCAGCAUAAACAGAACUCUGCAGUGAGAAAAUAUAAUUCCCUGAAACUAUACAAUACGUUUUAGCCACAGAUUUAUCUAAUCCAGGUGUUGUGUUGUGUAAUUAUGACCACUCCGACCUCUGCUGUCCGAGGGUUCGAGUCCAGUGUGGGACUGUAUAUUUCUAUUUAAUACAAUAUAAUAGCAAGACCAA
This is a messenger RNA of Clupea harengus (Atlantic herring), 3040 nucleotides long. RefSeq names its product RPA1 related single stranded DNA binding protein, X-linked (gene radx). Gene Ontology annotation, molecular function: single-stranded DNA binding. The record is from RefSeq and is a predicted model, not a curated record. NCBI's taxonomy places the organism in Eukaryota, Metazoa, Chordata, Actinopteri, Clupeiformes, Clupeidae.